Molecule: messenger RNA, 5896 nt
Organism: Poecilia reticulata (guppy)
Lineage: Eukaryota; Metazoa; Chordata; Actinopteri; Cyprinodontiformes; Poeciliidae
Product: polycystin-1-like protein 2
Biological process (GO): detection of mechanical stimulus
Cellular component (GO): membrane
Molecular function (GO): calcium channel activity; calcium ion binding; protein binding
Source: RefSeq, a predicted model, not a curated record
UACAACUCAUUCAGCUACAACUCAUUCAGCUACAACUCCUUCAGCUGCAACUCCUUCAGCUUCACCUGCUGCCACACCUACCACUAUGGUUGCUCUUACAUCUCACAGUGCAACAACUUCAAGACCAACCACUGAGGUUUCUGAAAGCCUCUCAUGCACUAUAUCACCAUCAGCUGGAACUAUACUUGAUCCUUUCAGUAUAAUGUGCACUAGUGCCCAGCUUUGUUCAAAUUGUCGGUACUGUUUUAAGACAGACGAAAAGCAUCUGUUGUGCAGUAAAACUGGAGAAAUCARRGUUCUGYACCUUCCUGUYGGAGACAGAAGAGCUGRGAACAAACUCCUCAUUACAGCGACUGCAAAAAACAGCAGCUAUGAAGUUAACGCCACUAUAACCGCACAGGUAUGGGAUGCUACAGCAGACUCGAGCUCAGUGGACGGUUUGGACUCAGCGGUACUGAAAGCUGUGGAGAAGCUGGAGAGUGAAGGUUUACUGUCAGCUGUUUCUACUGGAGAACUUUUUAACUCGGUGGCUGAAAAGCUGAACAGCAAAACUGAUGGAUCAGAAAAAGAAGCUCGACAAGAGCUCAGACACAAGAUGCUGGACUUGAUGAUUGGACUAGUGAAGGAGUCUCCAACUCAAACUCCAGAAGAAACUCAGGCUGUAGCCAGAGCGCUUACUACUCUCAUUCAGAAAGAUGAUGAACUCAGCUUGUCUGCACAGAUUGAUGCCGCCACAUUGUUUGCCAACCUGAGCUUAUCUGUCCUGGAUAUGAACGUGAGCGCAGCUGAAGACAAAGACGAUGUUAUCAUCGCUGCCAGCAUCAUUGUGGAAGGAGUGGGCGUGAUUUUGGAUUAUUCUUCCAACAAAAACAUCUCUGAUGCUUUGCUUGUUGCUCUGAGCAUCGUACAGAGCACUUUGUUGAAAACAAUGACGGUUAAUGACGGUCCAAUUAUAAUACAACAACCUCAUAUCAGUUUGUUCGUCAAUCGAGUAAAACCUGAGAGUUUACACAAAGAGUCCAUCAGUGCUAAUUUAAGUUCUCAGCCCACGUUUUCGCUGCCACAACUCCCAUCUGACAUGUUUCUGUCAGAUGAACCAGUGGAUGUCCGGAUGCUGAGUUUAGAUAAAAAUCCCUUUUCUUGGAACGAGAAAGGAAACAUUAGUGGACUGAUGGGUGGUCUGUCCUUCACAAGACAAGAUGGAUCCGGUAUCCYUGUUGAGAACUUAAGUGAAGAUAUUGAGAUUCUGUUGCCAAGGCCCGCUGGAGAACAAGUGAACACCUCAGUUUUGGACCUUGGGAACUACAGCACAACAGCCAUAGAUGUUCCCUCAGCCGACUCCACUCUGCUUUUAAAGAUGGUGCCUUCUGUGGAUCCUUUGCCCUUCAAACUGUUCCUUGGCUACAUGGAUUACCCUACUGACACAAAUCAUGUAGCGAUGAUACAGAUGCCUCUUCCGGGAUCUACUCAAGAAGAAAGAUACACGUGGCUUCUUAGUCCCACAAAUUUAAAGGGAAACACUGGAUUGCAUUAUCUUGUGGUGAGGCCUAUUGUUGGUCCAGGUGUGAAAUCUAUAAAUGCCACAUUAUCCAUCACCCCCAUUACAUCCUCAUGCAAAUUUUGGAAUGAAACUCUAUUGGACUGGAAGGAUUCUGGAUGCAGAGUUGGUGUUAAGACCACGCAUUUAGUCACCCAGUGCUUGUGCAACCACCUCACAUUUUUUGGCAGCUCUUUCUUUGUAACUCCAAAUCUCGUCGACCCUUCACGCACUGCUGAGCUUUUUGCGACCUUUGCUGAGAACCCAGUGGUUGUGUGCUUUGUCGGGGCUCUUUUUGUGACCUACCUCCUCGUGGUUGUGUGGGCACGAAGAAAAGACAUCAAGGACACAGUCAAGGUAAAGGGGACAUUGCUGGAGGACAACGACCCCAUGGAUAAUUACAGCUACCUGUUGUGUGUUUGCACUGGGCAUCGCAUAGGAGCCUCCACUUCCUCUCAGGUUGUAGUCACUCUUCUGGGUGCAGACGGCAACAGUAAGCCUCAUCACCUGACUGAUCCACAGAAACCCGUGUUUGAGCGUGGAGCCGUGGAUUUGUUCCUGCUCACUACACCGUCCUCUUUGGGAGAGCUGCAGGGCAUCAGACUGUGGCACAACAAUUCUGGAAACCAUCCUGCUUGGUUUGUGGGCACCGUCCUUGUGCAGGAUUUACAGACAGAGCAGAAAUGGUAUUUUUUAUGCAACUCCUGGCUCGCAAUAGACAUGGGUGAUUGCUGCCUCGAUAAACUCUUUCCUGUUUCAACAGAGAUGGAUCUGAAGAAAUUCAGUAACUUGUUCUUCAUGAAGACGGCAAGGGAUUUCAGUGACGGACACCUUUGGUUCUCUGUGAUCACUCGACCGCCGAGCAGCAGCUUUACUUGUGUGCAGAGGGUGUCCUGCUGUUUCUCCCUGCUGCUCUGCACCAUGCUGACCAGCAUCAUGUUUUAUGGGAUCCCAACAGACCCCUCAGAUCAGGUCAUGGAUUUGGGUCACUUUGAGUUCACCUGGCAGCAGUUCAUGGUUGGGGUUCAGAGUUCCCUCAUCAUGUUUCCAAUAAACAUCCUCAUAGUCAGCGUCUUCAGAAACACUCGCCCACGGGAGUCGUCUUGUUGUCAAAGAAAAACAAAGAAAGCAAGUCGCCGCCAGCAAAAACGCAGCGUACAGACAACUUCUCUGCAACCGGGAGCUACCAUCAGCAGCACAGGGAGCUCCACUUUAGACGCCAUCAUAGAAGAUAUUGCAAGAAUUCUUCAGUCCCUGUCUGAGACAACCAAAUGCAACAUCCCAUCCGUCAAGUCUGACUUUGGUUCUGGAAAAGAAACUGACAUUAAUGCUGUCCUCGCCAAAGUGGAAGAAUUUCUCAAACAGAAUACCAAAUGCAGCAAAGACACCCAGACAAAAACACAGUGUCAACUAUCAGCCGAGGGGAUUGAGAAGAAGAGCAACAAAACCCAGCAUCUGUACAGACAAAUGUGUCACCUUGAAAAGGAGCUGAGUCUGAUGGACCCGUCCAGCUUCCCCAGCCCACUAUGCUUUGAAAAGGCCCAGAAGCAGGUCCAGGGGAUGAAGAGCUACCUUGAAGAUCAGCUCUUCAGCCAUUUGGAUCUAGAUGAGCCUAAACAUGAGAAGUUUGUUCCUGAGCAUGACACUUCAAAUGAUGACGUUGUUCUGAAGAAAAAGCCACAGCGUCGGGGUUUUCUACCCUGGUGGUUUAUCUUUGUCGGCUGGUUGCUGGUGAUUGGAACCAGUUUUGUUUCUGGAUAUUUCACGAUGCUUUAUGGGCUGAAAUUUGGGAAGGAGCGCUCCAUCAGCUGGUUGGUAUCCAUGAUCGUCUCCUUCUUUCAGAGUCUUCUCUUUAUUCAGCCACUGAAGGUGGUAUGUCUUGCAGUUUUCUUUGCACUGGUAAUAAAGCGAGUCGAUGAAGAAGAUUUUCAAAACGUGGCAUUUGAAAGAAGUGGAAGAAUGUCUGGUGGUCAAAAUAAUAAACAAACAAGCCAAUGGGAUUACCAUCUUUAUGAGCCACCUCCUCCUGCAGACAUCGAGAGAAUGAAAAGGAACAAGAUUAUGGAACAGAAGGCCUUUGCUUUGCUCAAUGAGAUUUUGGUUUACAUAGGGUUCAUGUGGAUGUUACUGCUGGUGGCCUAUGGCCAGAGAGAUCCCAAUGCUUUUUUGCUGAAACAGCACAUUAAAAAUAGCUUUUCUGACAACGUCCCAGAGAGCAUGAGUCUUCAGGAUGUUUUUACCUGGGCUAACACCACUCUACUACAAAACCUUUUUGGAGAAUAUCCAGGAUUUAUCACAGAUGGAAACUCCAAGCUGGUGGGGAAUGCUCGUGUUCGCCAAUUAAGAGUUCAGCAGAACUCGUGUCAGAUUGCAAGUCUCAUGCUUGGAUUAGUGCCAGACUGUCAUGCCCCCUAUUCAUGGGAGACAGAAGACACGGGUUCCUAUGAAGCUGGCUGGAAUCACUCUGUCAAGGACAAUAUGUGGGAAAGUGCCUCCUCUCCAUGGACGUACCAGACUGAAGCUGAGCUCAGAAGUCUGCCAGUCUGGGGACGACUGGUGCUCUACAGAGGAGGAGGAUUUGUAGCUGAGCUCGGACCAGAUAUUCAAAAUGCUAGCAGCACACUUGAUUAUCUUUUCCGUAAUAAAUGGCUUGAUAAGUACACAAGGGCAAUCUUUGUCGAGUUCACGGUUUACAAUGCAAAUGUGAACCUCUUCUGUAUCGUCACGCUCUUGAUGGAGACCUCAGCCGUAGGAGCAUUUCAGUUCUACAGUGAUCUGCAGGCUGUUCGUCUUUACCCAUCAACAGGGGGGCUUUACUUCUUCGUUAUGGCUUCUGAGAUCAUUUAUUUGCUUUUCAUUCUCUACUACAUGUUCAAGCAGGCCAAAUUAUUGAAGCAGCAUCGUUGGCUUUACUUCAAGAACAAGUGGAACCUUCUGGAGCUGAGCAUCAUCCUGCUGAGCUGGAGUGCCACUGCAGUUUUUAUCCAAAGGACUCUGCUUGGAAACCGUGAUAUGAAAUUCUACCAAACCCACAAAGACCAAUUUGCCAGUUUUUGUGAAACUGCUGCAGCUGACUCAGUUCUUCAGUAUUUGGUUGCUUUCUUGGUUCUUCUGUCCACUGUCAAACUGUGGCACCUUCUCAGACUGAACCCCAAGAUGAACCUGAUCACGGCUGCACUGCAUCGAGCAUGGAAUGACAUCUCGAGUUUUCUACUCAUCAUUGUGAUCACGCUAGUGGCGUACUCAGUUGCAAGCAACGUGAUUUAUGGCUGGAAGAUUUCAUCUUACAAAACCUUUUUAGAUUCUCUUCUGACCAUCAUCAGUCUGCAGAUAGGCAUCUUCAACUAUGACCAGGUUUUGGACAGUCACCCGGUGCUCGGCGGAUUGCUGUUUGGCUCCUGUAUUGUCUUCAUGACGUUUGUGGUUCUAAAUCUCUUCAUUUCAGUGAUUCUUGUAUCGCUAAACUUGGAGCAAAUGUAUCACAAGCCCUCUGAAGAAGAAGAGAUUGUUGACCUCCUGCUGAACAAACUCUGCAACCUGUUUGGUAUCAGAUAUAAAAGUGGAAAAGACGCCGUGGAGCCUGACGGAGAGGGCAGCAGCAACUUGACCCUUAAUAACAACAGGAAUAUUCUUACCAGCACCUCGGCUGAAGACAACAUUUAUCAAAAGUCUGACAACUAAAUGAACAGGAAAUGCAUGUCAAGAUUUUAUGCAGUAAUUUCCUCUUUUGUUUUUACUUGUUACAUUAAAGAAUGAUUCUAAACUUUACUCUAUAGAUUAGAUAUGCACUUCUCCUUAUUCUGCUGCUUGUUCUUUUUAUAUGAUCCUCUGGGCUUUUAGUAUGAAGUAGAAAAAACUGAAUAUUCUAUUCAAAAAGUUGUUCAGUAAAGCUUGAAUAAGUUAUUCAGAGUACUACUGGCACUGAAGUGAAUGAAUUUUAGAAAGCGUCUCACUCCUUUGUUUCACGUUCUGUGCUGACCAGCACAGCAGCUGCUUUUUGCAGGAUCUCAAUGACCUCAUUCAUCUUUGUUAGUUUUUCAUCUGCUUCAGAAUAAUUCCCAACAGAUUCAUUUGCUAGUUUCUUUAUUUUCAUAGCAAUGAGCAUAUUUGUUGACUUUAAUAAAAAUGCAGGAGGUCAUACAUCGGGUGAAGUUUGGUUGCAUUCUUCUCACGUUUUUUAAACCACAUCUAAACAACUGUUUAAAUGUUUAUGUUAUUUAAAAAUGGCCUUGUUUGCAGUAACAGUAGGAACUUUAGACAUUUUUUACCUCCAUAAUCAUGCUUACUGAUAAAUGUGGGUCACCUUCUGGGGCUUGUUUGUCAAACUCAUCAUAUUAAACUUGCUGUAGAUAUGCAAAA